Molecule: messenger RNA, 1455 nt
Organism: Mytilus trossulus (common blue mussel)
Lineage: Eukaryota; Metazoa; Mollusca; Bivalvia; Mytilida; Mytilidae
Exons: 3
Coding region: 305-1450 (381 amino acids)
Biological process (GO): innate immune response; toll-like receptor signaling pathway; inflammatory response
Cellular component (GO): plasma membrane
Molecular function (GO): metal ion binding; transmembrane signaling receptor activity
Source: RefSeq, a predicted model, not a curated record
UGUCAUCUCUACACAAGAAAAAUCAUAUGAAUCACUGUUGUAUGUCAGCUGAUAUUAAUAUAUGAAUAUAGUGAUAUAUCUACUAGAUAAUGUGUGUAUGACGUCAAACAAACUAUGAAAUCGACUGGAGGAAAACUAGGUCAUUAAACAUGUUAAACUGUCACAGUUGUGUUGUCAUAGGUAAAAAUAAACACUUUCAUGUACUAAUGAAGGAAUUGUCUGACUAAGACUGUUGUCAAGGAGAGAGUUAACCAAUAAUGUAAACAAAAUACAAAGUGAAGGAAAGACGAGAAAAAAAAGAACAAUGAAGCACUGCAGUUCAAUACAAAAUGGAGGUCGACAACCGUUUCCGCUUCCAGAUGGGAAAACAUACCACGUGUUCAUAUCAUACGCAACAAUGGAACCAGACCGACAGAUCGCACAUGCUUUAUAUUCGAAACUAUGUGAAAGUAGCUUUACAUGUUGUUUACACGAAAUUGAGUUUCAAGCAGGACAUCUCAUAGAGGACAACAUAAAAACAUACAUGAAAAAGUCUCUGAAAACUAUUGUCCUUCUAUCAGAAAAUUUCAAAAACAGUUAUUGGUGCCAUAUUGAAAUGACCGAAAUAGUUCAAUUACACAUGGAUAAUAAAGGUUUCCCGCCAAUUAUUUUAAAAUUAGACAGUUGUAUGGUACCUGAAGCACUCAUGCCAUAUACAUAUAUGUUGUUGCAAGCUGGACUUGACGAAAAGAUUCCAGAUAUUGUUGAUGUUAUUAAUGACAUGGAAGUUACAGAAUUUCCAGGAUCGAUGCUUACAAUAUCAUUUGUGCCAUUACCUUGCAUAAACUAUAACCAAGAUACCCCUCAUUCACCCUGUAUUUGGCCCCAUGUUUGUGCGAAAUAUAUUUUAUCAGACGAUGGAUGCAAUGAUAUGUGUACUAAACAUCACGUGCUCAACAAAGAAUCAUUAGAAAAACUUAAAAAAUGCGGAUUUCCGGUUGAGAAACAGUAUUCUCGUCUGUCAAAACUUUAUAAGGAAAAGUGUACUAAAUGGCUCAAAGACUUUCCUUCUAAAACGAUAUCAGGACCGUGCUAUUAUUAUAAUGACAAAGGCUGUUUUAUAGCAGACGACGCAUGCCCGUUCCCGCACAUUUGUAAAGACUGGUUUGCUGGGAAAUGUGCGCGUCCGAAUUGUAAAUUCUCCCAUGAUAUUUUAAACCAACAGACAAAAUUGUUAUUGCAAACAUUUGGUUUUAACAUUGACCAUCCCGAUGAUAUUAUAUUAUGGCAGUACCGAGAAAAAUGUCAAAACUAUUUGGAACUAAAAACAAAACAAAGUAUAAGUUCCAACGUGAACUCUCGCUCUAUCGGCGAGGAUUCGAAAUCUACAGCGGGUAAAUGUGUUCUUUAUAUAGCUUUUGUGGCUAUGUCAUUAAAUUGUCUGUUUAACAUUUUUAAUAAAUAUGUCUGAACAUA